AUGCUUUGCCGACCUGCUAUCUGCUCACACUCUUUGGGACGUGCUUGGGUGCACGAUCUACCGUCCAAGUUGGACCAAGCGGCGCGAUAUGGAUUCGACAUUGAGCUUUUCUACGAAGACCUCUACUAUGUCGCCAAAGACUUGCCCGGCGGUGCGACUCCCGAGAAUCACAUGAGAGCAGCCAGAUACGUGCGAACGCUGUGCGACGACAGAGGAAUCAGCAUAAUUUGCCUGCAGCCCUUCAUGCACUACGACGGCCUGAGAGAUCGGGAAAGACACGCCGAGCGGGUGCAAGAAAUGAAGCUUUGGAUCGACAUGGCUCACGUACUUGGAACGGACCUGAUCGCUAUCCCAUCGACUUGCUUGCCCGAUGACCAAGUCAGUGGUGACCGUGAACUGAUCACCAAAGACAUGCAGGAGAUCGCAGACCUGGGCGCUCCCGAGGGCAUCAGAUUUGCGUACGAGGCACUCUGCUGGGGCACCCACAUCGACACUUGGGAAGACGUGUGGGAUAUCGUCAAAAGGGUGGAUAGACCAAAUUUCGACAUCUGCCUCGACACCUACAACAUGGCGGGCCGCGUCUACGCAGAUCCGACUUCACCUACAGGCAAGACUCCAAACGCAGAAGCCGACAUGGCCGCGAGUUUGAAACGUCUCGUCCAGACCGUCGAUGUCAACAAGAUUGCUUUCGUACAGGUCGUCGAUGCCGAGCGCCUCGCAGAGCCUUUGGUCGAAGGCCACGAAUUUUUCAACCCGGAGCAAUGCGCACGGAUGAGCUGGUCGCGCAACUGCCGACUUUUCUAUGGCGAAGAAGAUCGAGGAGCUUAUCUGCCGGUCAAAGACAUUUUGAAAGCCAUCAUCGUUGAUCUAGGCUACCAAGGAUAUCUCAGCGCGGAAUUAUUUAACCGUAGUUUGACUUGCACCGAUGUCAAUGUGCCGGAAGAGCAUGCACAGAGAGCUGCGGAGUCGUGGCAGAAGAUUCUUGCGGAUUUUGACGUUCCGCAAAAAGGGAUGUCGAUGAAUUCUGGUCGAGCAGCGACUGAAGGCGCUCCACGGGCUCAGCUCUAG
Pseudocercospora fijiensis CIRAD86 is the source of this 1068-nucleotide messenger RNA. RefSeq lists its product as uncharacterized. The record is from RefSeq and is a predicted model, not a curated record. The transcript has a single exon. Bases 1 to 1068 code for a protein of 355 amino acids. NCBI's taxonomy places the organism in Eukaryota, Fungi, Ascomycota, Dothideomycetes, Mycosphaerellales, Mycosphaerellaceae.